Raphanus sativus (radish) is the source of this 1103-nucleotide messenger RNA. RefSeq lists its product as uncharacterized. Lineage: Eukaryota; Viridiplantae; Streptophyta; Magnoliopsida; Brassicales; Brassicaceae. The coding region runs from base 306 to 1028 and encodes 240 amino acids. Gene Ontology annotation, molecular function: oxidoreductase activity. The transcript has a single exon. The record is from RefSeq and is a predicted model, not a curated record.
GUUAAAUUGUCCUUUGGUCAAGAGAGAGAGAGGGUUUCUUUAGUUGUAUAUAUAAGGUAUGUUAGGGACUUCUCAUUCUCCACCAAACACACACACACACAGGAAGAAAAUGAGCAAUCUUCAAACUGUGAGAUACUCUAUUUUCUCUUACAUCACAUUAUGCUCACUUGAUCAUUACUUUAACAUAACUUUGUUGUGGAUAUAAGCAGGUGUCGAAGCAAGUGGAGCCAUGGUGUGAACUUAAAGACAAAGUGGUUCUUGUGACAGGAGCUUCCUCUGGUAUAGGAAGAGAGAUCUGUCUUGACAUGGCCAAAGCUGGCUGCAAGAUUAUAGCAGCAGCUCGUCGUGUCGACCAUCUCAAAUCUCUCUGCUCUGAAAUCAACACAACAGGAGUACAAGCCGCUGCCCUUGAGCUAGACGUUUCCUCAGACGCAGACACCAUUCAAAAAGCGGUUAAAGAAGCUUGGGAAGUCUUUGGAAAGAUUGAUGCGUUGAUCAACAAUGCAGGAUUCCGAGGCAGUACCAAGUCUAGUUUAGAUCUGCCAGAAAACGAAUGGGAAAAAGUCUUUAAAACCAACUUAAAGGGAACUUGGUUAGUAUCCAAAUAUGUCUGUAUUUCAAUGCAUGACGCUAAACAAGGUGGUGGCUCCGUGAUAAACAUUUCAUCCAUCUCGGGGCUCCACCGCAAUUCAUUUCACGGUGCAGUCGCGUAUACUUGUUCCAAAAGUGGUGUUGACUCCAUGACAAGAGCGAUGGCUGUUGAGUUGGGUGUUUACAAUAUUAGAGUGAACUCUAUGGCACCGGGGCUUUUUAAGUCAGAGAUCACACAAGCUCUUAUCCAGCAAAAGUGGCUCAAGAAUGCGACAGACCGGAUUAUCCCGUUAACGGCGGAACAGACCGUAGAUCCGGGGCUCACCUCUCUCAUUCGCUAUCUAAUUCACGACUCUUCCCAAUAUGUCUCCGGCAAUGUAUUCAUCGUUGACUCCGGAACUACAUUGCCCGGUCUGCCCAUAUUUUCUUCUCUAUGAACCCUAAAAUCUUUUUCUUUUUUUUGUUUUAAUAAGUGAAACCAUUUUACAGUUUAUGUAUUACAGAGCAUCUAA